UCCAGCUGCUAGCACAUUACAUUGUAAAUCAUUUAAUUUUGGUGGGAGUGUAACUUCUAAACGAUAGUCUCCAAAUUAAUUAUUUAAGUGUGCAUAUAUAGCUUUGGAGAUUUCUGAUCAUCAGUCAUAUUUUGGUGGGAAAUUAAGGGUCAAAAUGCAAGAUCAAGAGCAGGAUCAUGAAGAGAGUAGCGUGAGAGAUGGAAUUAGAAUUAGAAGCAAUACUAAGGGAAAGGCGUGUGAAGAGUUUAGACAAUAUAUGUAUUGCAUAUUCUCUAAUUUUUGCUUUGCAGGAUACAACAUAGUCUCCAAGAUCUCUCUCGACAAAGGCAUGAGUCGUUAUGUGCUUGUUGCCUAUGGACAUGCUUUUGGAACUCUUGCUACUGCUCUUUUGGCGUAUCUCUUCGAAAGGAACAAUAAGAGCAAACUAAGCGUAGCAAUCUUAAGAAAUGUCUUCUUCUUGGGUCUCCUGGGAGCUGUUCUUGGGAGGACGCUGUUUUACGCAGGACUGGAAUACACUUCACCAGCUUUUGCAUCUGCGUUGGGGAACUUAAUUCCAUCCAUCACCUUCAUCUUGGCCGUUUUGUGCAGGAUGGAGAAAUUAGACAUUUACAAGCGUAGUUCUCAGGUCAAGAUGUUGGGAACCAUCAUUGCCUUUGGAGGAGCAACACUGAUGACCUUAUACAAGGGUCACCCUGUGAUUUCUUUUCAUUCUCAGCACUCGCAUCAACAUACCACCGGAUCGAAAUCAGUACUUUUAGACAAGGAUUUAAUUAAGGGCUCCUUGAUGCUUAUGGUUUCAUACAUUUCAUUGUCAGCAUUCUACAUCUUACAGACAAUUACAAUCAAAAUGUAUCCGGCACCACUAACUCUCACAUCAUUAACUUGCUUAUCGGGUACCAUUCUUUCCACAAUCAUGACGGCAAUUCUAGAUCAUAAAGCUUCCUCAUGGAAGUUGUCAUGGAACAUCACCCUUCUUGCUCCCAUCUACAGUGGGAUUGUGAUAUUUGGAAUUACAGUAUAUGUUCAAACGUUGGUAAUAAGAAAAAAGGGUCCAGUCUUCAUGACAGCGUUUAGACCAUUGGCCACAAUAAUUGUAGCCAUUAUGGGACUACUCAUUUUAGGAAAUGCUUUAUAUAUGGGAAGUAUUAUUGGAGCUACAUUGAUAGUUCUUGGUCUGUACGCCACUCUAUGGGGAAAAGAAAAGGAGAAAGCUGAUCAAAAGUGGUUCCAGCAAACCAUAACUGAAGAAGUUAUUGAAAUUAAGGAAGUAAAACAAUAGAAUUAGGUAUUUAAAUGGUGGUUUCGGCCUAUUAGAAACUUGAUUUUAUUUAUUCAAUAAGAUCGUCUUGUAACUUUUCUCUCUUGAAUCUCUAACCUGCACUGCAUGUGAACGAAUCGAGUUAUUUGAAUGAUGCAGAGUCAA
Carya illinoinensis is the source of this 1423-nucleotide messenger RNA. Its product is annotated as WAT1-related protein At5g07050-like. Bases 155 to 1279 code for a protein of 374 amino acids. The transcript has 7 exons. Gene Ontology annotation, cellular component: plasma membrane. NCBI's taxonomy places the organism in Eukaryota, Viridiplantae, Streptophyta, Magnoliopsida, Fagales, Juglandaceae. Gene Ontology annotation, molecular function: transmembrane transporter activity. The record is from RefSeq and is a predicted model, not a curated record.